GCAGCAGGUGUUGGCCCCCACGUUGUCCCCGGGGUCCCCCAGGCCGCUGAGCGGGGCAGGAGGCUCAGGUGCCCCGCAGUCAUGGCUGAGAGCCACAGCUGGUGGAAGCUGACCUUCCUGAGGAAGCGUAAAUCCAUGCCCAAGGUGCUGUAUGACAGCCCCGACAUCCACGCCGGCGAAGGACCCGAGGGUUCAGCUGAGGAAGGGACGCCCGACUUCGCCGCCCGCCUGGAGAAGAUCGUGGAUAAAAGCACCAAAGGGAAACACGUCAAGGUGUCCAACUCCGGCCGCUUCAAGGAGAAGAAGAAAGUCAGGCCCACGCUGGCUGAGAACCCUGGGCUCUGUGCAGACAGCGAGCGAGAGGAGAAAUGAGGCUGGGAGGGGGCAGCUUGGGUCCAUCCUGCCCCCCCAUGAACCCCAGUGCUGCCCCAUUGGGAUCCCUUGACACGACGGAGCUGGGGGGCUCAGUGCUGCACCCCCCCCAAUGGCACUUUGUUAGGAAAACAGACUCAGAUAGGACUUUAUUUAAGGAAAAAGCAAGAAUCCUAUUUAAAUGCAGCCCCAGUGGGCGCUGGCUGCUGGCUCACUCAGUGACAAAGAGGGGAUGGAUGGGGCAGGGAGUGCUGCAGGGCACAGCCCCAACGCCGUGCGUCCCCUCUCUGUGCUGUGAGGCACCCAUGAGCAGCACUGGGCUGAGUCCUGCUGGGACGGGGCAGCCCAGGACAAAGCACUCGGGGCUCAGUUUGGCUGCAGGACCACUGGAGCCCCUUCGCUGUUUGCUGCCCUGAGCAAACACAGAAGCGACGCCAGGACAAAGCCCUGCUCAUCCCCAAAGCCUGAGGAGCUGCGCGGCCCUCUGCGCUGAUCUUUGCACUGCUGGAUGCAGCCAACCCUGGCUGAAGGAUGGGCCACUGCUGAGGAGACCAUUGGGACCUGGGCGGGCUCCAGGUUUCCCAGCAGGAGCUGUGUUCCUACCCAGGACCAGGAAUUGCUCUUUGCUCCCGGAAGGGGAGAGCUGCUCACAGACCGUGGCGAGGGAGCCGAGCUCACAGCCUCUCUCUUUUUGCUGUUCUUAUUUUUUAUUAUGGAAGCUGAGCCUUUCGUGAAGUCUUCCAACUGUUCUUUGGGAAUAAAGCAGGUCUGGGAACAAAG
Messenger RNA from Meleagris gallopavo (turkey), 1152 nucleotides. RefSeq names its product proline rich 15 like (gene PRR15L). The record is from RefSeq and is a predicted model, not a curated record. Lineage: Eukaryota; Metazoa; Chordata; Aves; Galliformes; Phasianidae.